GUGUAAGUAUGGGAGGAGUUUAGAGUCCAGAGAUUCGGAAAUGUUUAGGGUUUUGUCGGGUAUUUGGUGGUUGGGGUGAGAUAUUAUGAGAACUUUUAGAAUGAACAACAUAUUCUCCUUCGAUGCGAGGAAAUUUGAGAGAGUGAUGACUAAGAAAUUUGAAGAUGAAGAAGAAGCAGCAGCAAAUAGUAGACGGAGAAAGAAAAAUAAAAUCCCUAACUAAGGUUUACAGGAAGCUAAAGGACAACUGAAAUAAGUUUCUUAGAGUCAAAAAGAAGUCUUCACUCAAACGAUCAAGUACUCGUAAAAGCCUUUUUCAGAAAAUAUUAUCCAGAAUUAAUGAAAAGAAGAAGUUCAGGCAAAAAGUAGAAUUAAUCACCAAAUUGUAUUUAGAUAACCUCCAUAGCAUCUUUUAUGAUCCCUUGGACAGCAAGACUGACAGUGGAGAUGAAGAAGGUGAUCCUAUUAAGAUCAAGAGAAUCAAUAUUGAUAGGUUUUACAAUGAGAAAGCACAUAGAAGGCUUCGAACUAAAGUUGAUAAAAUCAAAGGCAAAAGUCUUAUUGGUAAUACCAAGGGCGUUGAUGUAAAAUAACAUCAUUAGUAAAUUUGUAAAAGAAAAAUUCCCUAAAUAAGAGAAGAGAAGACUUAAAGUUUGUUGAAUGGAGGAUAAAAUUUCGCAAGCAAGAAAAAGAGCUAAAUGCUCACAGAUUUUCAAAAAGAAAGCAGACAAUUGAACCAUCAAACCCCCAAGCUAAAAAUUUAAAAGAUGAUUGUUAUACCAUGAAUAACUUUAAAAGUAUUCUCUCUGAAGUCAAUUCUCCACCUAGAAAUAUCAAUUUUCUGGCUAAAUAAUUACAUUGCUCCUAGUUGCAUGCACAAUAGUAAGCAGCUAGAUUCUCAACAACAGAAGAAAAAUCAAGAAUUUGAGAAGGCUAAAGAAUUACUACAACAAGAAGAACGAUAUUUUAGUAGUUAUCAUAGAGAACUUGAGGAGGAAAGAAAUAGUAGAGUCCAGUCCCCUUUCCAUCUUGUUUCAAGCUCUCCGAAGGGUAUUGAGAUCCUAUCAAAUCCUCUCAAAUCAAAUACCUCUGAUAGAUUCGGUUCAAAAGACCGUCUCCAGGAUUUAUUUUACACAGCGAGUAGACCUCAACAGAUUGGAAGGAAUAUCUUCUCUGCAGGUGCUUGUAAUAGAAGAAGGAGGAAAAUUCAUACUCGAAACACUAGUACAGCUGUUACCAGAUGCCGUAAGAAAGUACCUAAGACACGGUUCACCUUCAUGUCUUUAUAACCCCAUUGGUUCAAUAAAAUUUCAAUUUUUAAA
This is a messenger RNA of Moneuplotes crassus, 1322 nucleotides long. Lineage: Eukaryota; Ciliophora; Spirotrichea; Euplotida; Euplotidae. The record is from the annotation of a GenBank genome assembly.